Molecule: messenger RNA, 169 nt
Organism: Rangifer tarandus platyrhynchus (Svalbard reindeer)
Lineage: Eukaryota; Metazoa; Chordata; Mammalia; Artiodactyla; Cervidae
Source: the annotation of a GenBank genome assembly
UAUUUCUGAGGAUGGGAAUGGUACUAAAGCUACUGCUAAAAAAUUCAAAAUAUUCACAAACAAGAAGAGAGAAAAUGAAGAAAUCUUGACGAGACAAAACAGCAUGGGAUUUUUGAGAAGCAUGUGUAAAUUGGUAAAGCUAGAGAGAAGAGAUAAUGAAAAGAAGUAG